GAGGACAGCUACAAAGACGUCAUGAAUUCAUCAAUUACAGCGCAGCAUAGACCAGCCCGGCCAGCCCCACGAGCACCGCCGACGCCACCUGCGUGCGGCUGGCGGCCGACUUCUUCUUGCCCUCCUCUUGCUGCUGUUGGACGCUCUCGAGCAAGCCGCCUGUGGUGUCAGUGGUGCCGGUGCCCUCGGACUCGUUCUGCUGGUCGAUGACCUCAUCCACGGCCUGCUUUGUGGCCUCCUCUGCCGUGACGUCCACACUGCCGACCUCGGCAUGCCGGUCGACCGUGGCGGACUCGUCCAGCUUGCCGGCGUCCUUUUGGACCUGCACCACCUCCUCGAUCAGACUCUCAACCGCCUCACACAACGUGUCGGCACUUGUGGUGGCCGUGUCCCACGCUGCCACACGACUGCACACACACACAGACAGGGAUGAGAGAGAGAGAGAGGGAGACAUGAGUCUCAGCCUCCUUGUGUUGGUUGGUUUGUUGGGUGCUGACCGAAUGGCGAAGUAGACCUGGCCUUCGGCCAUCUUGCCGCACACCUGCUUGCUCUCCACCGUCAGCGUCUGGCCAGUGGGAGUGAGCCGGGUCGUCCCGUCAGUCGUGCUCUUGACAGCCAGGUCCACCAUCGGGAAGGUCACCUCGUCGACGGGGAUGGUGUCGUCGACGUUCAGGCAGCCGUCCACCUCGCCCACGAUGUCGCCGCCCUCCACAUCCAGCCGCACGCCAGACAAGGCCAGCACCUGACCCACGACCUUGUCAGCGGCAUUCGACACGUACGAGUAGCACGCAGCCGUCUCCGCCACUGCCUCCUGCUGGAGACGACGACGCGCCGUCGUGUUGGAGGCCGUGUCAGCUGUCGUGUUGGAAGUGCCUGAUGCGGGGGGUGCGGCGGUGGUGGCGGCCGCUGUGGGAGCCGACGUCACUGUGUUGGUGUCUGUGGUGGUCGUGUUGGUGUUGGUGUUGGCGUUGUUAGCCGAGGAUCCUGUGGCCGAGUUCGGGUCGAUGCCCGCUCCACCGCCAGUGGCGAUGCCGGACGACUCUGCGGACACCUCAGCCGUGCACAGGCCCUCACAGUCGAUGUCGUCGCCGCUGAUCGACAGAUCCGCGCCGGACGUUGUAAGCGCCACGUCCUCGCCCUGUACAAUCGUCUCUUUCUGCACAGAUGCACGCACACACACAGGUGCGUUUCCAUGCGAUACUACCACAGAGCUUGUUGUUGGCUCGGCUCACGAGGAGUUGGAAGAGGGGUGUCUCGAGUUUCCUGUCGCUGCUGAGGCACUCGGUGUUGUUGAAGCCGCAGUUGCAGCUGAUGACGUCGAGGUUCACGGCCUGACGGGCUGUCUUGCACUGAGCAUAUGUCUCCCUGGCGUCACUGCCGACAGACCUGCACAGAACAAGACGGAACAGGCGCACGAAUGGACCAGUCCCGUGCGGUGUGCGUGUGGCGGUCUUACUGGAUGGCGUCGUCGAGUUUCUCCGUCGCUCGCCAGAUGUCUAUAUUCUGGACCAUGGCGUUGGCCGCUGUGUACCUGACAUACACACGUCAAUGCAAUCUGUAACUCAAGCACCGCGUGUUGCUCUCUUCUUGUAGUUGCGUACUGAGGGGUGAUCCACUGUCUGGUUCGGAUGAUCGUGCCGCUCUCCUGCCAGAUGCCAGCGUGCAUCCACCUGAAGACCGGCGCCAUGCCGGCCUUGGCGCCGCAUGACCUGCAGUUGGCGGCCGUCUCCUGCCAGGCGAAGUCCCACUCGUAUCGGCACUGGCCGUUGGGCAGCACGUGACGGCAGCAUCGCAUCACCGCAGGGUCCUCGAGGCACUCGCCGCGGGUGGCCCUCUGCUUGUAGAGGUACCCAUCAGGCUGCACCAUGGCACACUGCUCGGUAGUGAGGACGAGGCGCUUUCUCUCCUCCCAGGAGAUGUGCACGCCCUCGCCGCCCAUCAUGUGGUCCAUGGCUGGGUCAUGAUGCUUGUCGUCACCAUGGCCGCCCGUGGCGCUGUUCGGAUCGUUGGGGUCCGUCAGGUCGGCCUUGGGAUCACCGGGGAAGGGGCUGCCGCCGGGCGGUGGGGAGCCGCCGAACUCGCAGAACGGCUCGCUGCCGUCCUCGCACUGGCCAGUGCUCGUGGGCUCCUGGCCAUUGGGGCAGACAGGCUUGCCGCCGUCCCUCUUGCAACUCUCGGCAUCCAUCCCGCCAGGGAAUGGCGAGCCGCCGGGGAAGGGGCUGCCACCCUGGUUGUUAAUGGUGGUGGUGGUGCCAGUCUGCAGGCGGCGAUUGGACGGGGUGUAGACGGGUUGCCACUGCACACAGACAGAAUGGGAGGCAGAGAGUGAUGGUGGACGCCUACUGCGUGGCAGCCAGGUUACCUCAGCCAUGGCUUUGAGGAAUGGUUUGCAGAAGGUAGAUGCGGUAGACUGCAGGCGGCGAGCGUAGUUGAUGUCCUUGACGGGCACGACGCAGUACUCGAACUUGGCGCAGUCGCCGUCACAUCUGGACGUGCACUUCUCCGGCACAGUUUUUGUCAGCUCCCACUCUCUCUCAACAACAUCAUCCAUGCACUUCUUUAUGAGGUCGGUGCACCUCCUGGUUGAUUGAGGACAUCAGAAUGAGCACAGAGAGGGAUGCCGACCGCUUCUCUUACUCACUCACCCGGUAAUGUCCUUGAGCUUCACCGGGUCGCUCUCGACUGCGCCUGGGCGGAACUCUUCCCCACAGACAAUCAUGAGAGGGUAGAAAGUCAUGAUCUGGCAGUUCACUGAGACACAAAGCACAGCCACGAGUAUACAAUCCUUACACGUCUACAUUAUGUGUCAUCCAGCUUACUUCCGCAGUCUUCGUCUUGGAUGUUGCACUGCGAGAUGAGCCUGAGGAUUUCGGUGUCACCGUCCUCCCAGCCCUCGAGAAUGCACUCGCCGCAGUCCUCAGUGCACUCCUCAGCGAAGUUGGGGAUGACCAUCUCGUUGUAGAACCGCCGGCGCUCGUCAAGGCUCGUGGCAUACCAGUCGUCGGGGUAGAUCUCGUCGUCAUUGUCAUCAUAAUCAUCGUGGUGAUCGUCGUGGUGGCCGUGGUCCCAGAAGAACGGCCAGCACUGGUGCUCGUAGUCGUCGAAAUGAUGCUCAUGGUGAUGCCAGUCGUCGACCCGCUCUCCCGGAUAAAGCUACACAGGGAACGGAAACAGCAAAAGCGUUUCCUGUGCGGUGGGUGUGAUGGGUGUGAUAGUGCUUACGGGUCUGACGCGGCAGCCGAACGAAGGGUGGACGGGGUCAAUCAUGAAUUUGUCGACCUCCACACCGGCGGCCUUGAGGGCCUCGGCACUCUCGUGAUCCGCCAAGGCACCAUAGCACGUGUGCCACUCCCAGUCGUCCUGCGGAGGCAAAACUGAGACACAGAGAGAGACAUGACCCCGUUGACAGCCACAUCCAGGCCAGCCAUUGUGUAUGUCGAGAGACAGACUUACUGCAGACACCGUUGGGGUACUCGUGAGCAUUUGCGAACCAAUCGUUGCACUCGCCUUGCGCCUCGCACUGCUCCUUGGUGAGACACUUGACGUGCUGCACAUGGCAUCCGAGACGACGCUGGUAGGGGUUGCCGCCACACUGCGCCCAUCCGCCCUGGAAGUCCUCGCAGCUCACAAGCUCGAAUGGCGAUGUGCACGAGCCGCUGUCGUCGACGUCCGUGUAGCACUGCUUGUCCUCGGGCUCCCAGAAGCCACCAGCCGUCGUGCAUGUCGACUCACCGGUGGCACCGAGCCGCACGGUGGCUGACAGCUUGUAGACGCACGUCUUGCCGGCGUUGGCAUCGUGGCAGGAGUCCCAGUGGCCGCACUUCUGGCAGUCCCGGUUGCAGCCCUUGGUGGCCGCGCACUCUGUGGCGUCCGUGAUGAAGGGGUCAAGCGAACACUCGCCGGCAUUGCACUUGGCCUCCGUCUCAAACUUCGGCUCCUUCCAACCGCGAUUGCCUGUGACAAGAAGAACACACGACACCAUACAUGUCUCGCCCAUGUGUGGGUGUGUCGAUCGAUGGUCUAGCGGAGAGUUGCCUCACUGUUGAAUUCGACGAAGCCGAACUCGUCGUUGCAAAUCCAGUCCUCCUCCCUGUAGUCUUCCCAUGGGUUGGUGCCUUGCUUGGGGAAGCAGUUGCACGCCAUCGCGAUCCACGUCUCCUGCUGCUCCCUACGACCGUCCGAGUGCUCCACCUCCUCCAUCUUGCGCACAGUCAUUGGAUCGUAGACGCACGCCCCGGCCCCGUCGAGGGCCUCCUCGGCCGCCCACACCCAGACGUGGUCCGUCCCCUCAGGACGCUGGAUCUGGCAGAAAUUGUGGCGGUCCUGCGUGCCGGCGGGAAUCGCCUUCCAGCACUUGCGGCCGCCGAAACGCUGCUUGCACGUCGAUGCUGCGUACCUGCGAGAGAGCGCGUGAGACAUGAAAGAGGUCGGUUGGAUGUUCUAUGGCGUCGUGUCUCCUGUUGACCAGUCUGGGAGUCCGAACGUCCCAAGGGCGCCGAAGGCAGCAGUGCAUAUAUCGGCUGUCAUUUCCUGUCGCUGCAGCAUACGAGUAGACGACGUCACGCCUGCAUGAAUGGCCAAACCCACGUCAAAUGAGCAGGGUUGGGACGAUGGCCGUCCGGUUACCUGUACCUGUGCUUUCCUUCUGUGCCAGUCUGAUGCUGGCCUCCUUCUCCAUGAGCUCGCUGCCAUAGACGGAAGGACAAAAUACGUCAAGACACAGUUGCUCAGACCGCACCGUCUCACUGACCGGUAUUCCUUGUCUGCCAUGAGGACACGUGCAGGAGCUGCUGUGGUCGGUGGCGGCGGAGAUCCGCCUGGGAUCGGCGAGCCUGCAGGCUUGGGACUGCUACCAGGCGCAGGGCUGCCUUGUGCAGUGCCGGGCAUCGGAGUGGGACCGGGUGCAGGCGAGCCGAUCGGCUGGCCGGCUUGGCCGGGGGAUUGCGUGGCGCCGGGGAAGGGGCUGCCGCCGGUAAAUGGGCUGCCGCCGGGCGGUGGGGAGCCGCCGAACUCGCAGAACGGCUCGCUGCCGUCCUCGCACUGGCCAGUGCUCGUGGGCUCCUGGCCAUUGGGGCAGACAGGCUUGCCGCCGUCCCUCUUGCAACUCUCGGCAUCCAUCCCGCCAGGGAAUGGCGAGCCGCCGGCUGCAUUGCCACCCUGGUUGGGCUGGCCACCUUGUGUGGCCGUUCCGCUCUGGUUGGGAUCGGUGCCGCCUUGUGUGGCGGUGCCGCCCUGGUUGGGGUCGGGCUUGUUGUCAUCUUUGCCGUCGUCGAAGAAUGAGCCGCCGCUGCCCGUUUCGGUGUUCUCAUGGUGUGGAUUACACCCGUACUUGCAGAUGCCAUCUCGGGUCAAGGCGAAGUUCCGCUCGACGGAACACUCAGGGUGACUCUUGCCGUCGGCGUCUGUGCACUGUUUGAACCGAUCGGCGCACUCCUGGGGGCUGGACAGACAAAGCAAAAGCACAUGUCUCUCGGUAGUCAAUCAUUGGUGAGCCGUGGCCGUACCAUUCGCAGUGGUGUUGCCAGUCUCCCCAUUCGUCGUCACAGCAGUCGAUGUUGCUGCCCAGAAUGUCACAUUCGGCAGGACGGCGGUGCGGAUUGCAGCCUGGUCAGAAUCGAUCACGGACAUACAGACAGUGUGGGGCUUCUGAGCACAGAAGCCAGACUGACGACUCACCGAAGUAGCAGCUGGACUCGUCGACCCCCUUGCCCCAGAGGUCCAUGUCACACUCAGCGUGCUCCUCUGAACACACCCAUGAAAGCAACGGUGACUGCCCAGUCUGCGGCUGGCUGUGUGUCUGUGUCUGUGCGUGAGUGACCUCUGAAGUUUUCCCAUCCGCACUUUGUCCCAUCGUCAUCGGGGUUGUCCCUCCAGCACUGCUCCUCUUUCUCCUGCACGAGUUUGACGCAGUUGGCGCGGCGCUCAAGGCACUUGAGCGGGCAGGCACAGUCGUGCUCGUCAUCAGGGCAGCAGGUGAUUGAGCCGUCCUUGCACUCCUGGGGCGGCAUCCACGAGCGGCAGCCCCACUUGCAGAUGCCCUCCUCAAACCACUCCUUGUUGAUCUUCCUCGCGCACUUGUUCCAGCUCUCGCCACUUCGCUGGCACUUCUCGAACUGAACACCCCACAGAGGCUCACGAGCUUAUGCAGUCAUACAGGGGGACGUGUUGGCUGACUGACCUCAACUUUGCAGUCCUUGGGACAGGCGCACUGUUCGUCUGCCUCAUGGCAGCAGCCGGCCUUAGAGUCGCACACGUCCUGCGCUGGCUUGAUGUCGCGAAUCUCACUGCACGCACACACAUGUAUGCAGAGCAGAUCAUAGCUUACAUCUUCUCGGCGACGCAGGCUGUGUGCCAUCCAUCCAUCCAUCUAUCCAUCGCCCACCAAGAGGGUUCGCACUCAGGGAAGUCAAAGAGCUGCUUGAACCAGCACUCGUCCUCGACCUUGCCGGUCCACUCAUGGCUGUCUUCACAGGCGUAGACCUGACACACGCGACACGUCAGUCAGGGAGACCAGCACAGCACAGCAUGCGUGUCGGCUGGGUGGUCGGGUCGGAUGGCUGACGUAUAUAUACCUUACUUACCUUGUUGACACAUUCCUGUGAGCAGAUUCUGGGGCAGUCCUCUCCCUUGUGUGCGUGGCAGGGGAGGUAAUCGUGGUUGCAGCCGAACUGGCAGAUGCCCUGCUCAGCCCAUUCGCCCUUCUUCUUGUUCUCACACGCCUCCCAGCCCUCCUCGCGCUCGCACUCCCGGAACUUUAUGGCGCACUCACGCGAACACUGGACAAAUCAGGCAGGAAUGAGUGAAUUAACUAACGAAUGACAGAAUGAGUGCACUCAUCACUGCCUGCACUCACGAGGCAUGGGUUCUCGUGUGUGCAGCAGUCAGGGUAUGCCGGAGGGCAGCCAUCGAACAGAUUGCACCCAUCUGUCACACAGAGACACAAAGGAAGGAACACACCACACGCAUGGACUCCCUCCCCAUCCCUUUGCAGUGCAGUGCACGCCACACUCACUCACUCACUCACUCACUCUUGGGACAUUGUGCGAAGGUGCCGCCAUUGAAGUCCUCCAGGCACUUCUGGACGGUAUUGUCCUUGAGGCACUCGCGCACGGCGUCAUUGCAGUUGGUGUCGCACACGGCCUUCUCCUGGUUGGCGUUGCACAGGCCCGAAGCCACUUGCUCCUCAUAUUUCUGUCGGUACUCCUGCCACGACCCGGCGCCCUCAUUCCACUCGCGCAGUACACACUUGUCGCCGCCGAAGUGGGAGCAGACAUCGGUUUGAGCGCCAGGGUCUUUUGUGUAGACGUCUUCGAUCCAUCCGAAGUGCUGCAGGUUGCAGCCGCCGCCCGGCAGGCGGCAGGGCUCUGUCUCGGUGCCCUCACGAUAGCAGAUGCCGGUCUCCGUCACUGGCUUGAUGGCAUUGGGACCUGUCAGGGUGGGUGAGAGUCAACCAACAAAUUGCACAAAGGCGAUGGAUGUCGGGCGGCAUUGUGCUGUGCUGUGCUGUUGACCUGCUCUGCAGUAAGUCUGGCAGGCAGACUUGUCCAGUGUCCUGUCGAUGCACCUGAAUGCAUAAACAAACAAAAGGACGCAAUCCACACACAUACUUUCUGCGUCUCUGCAAUCAGUCGUCCAGUCAGUCUACCAGUGAUGUCCGUGGUUGCCGGCAGAGGCCAGCUCGCCACCAGCACUGCAUCAAACAACCACCAAUUGGUGCAGACACAAUGGAUAACUGCAUCGAUCGAUCGAGCAGCUUUAACAUUGCUCACUCAGCGCAUUUCUGUGCGAGGCACUCCUUAAAGGCCUUCUCCGCCAGCCGCCACGGCUCCACGCCGGGCUCGGGGUUCUUCCGUGCCUCCUCCUCCUUCUGCCAUCGCGCCCGCUCGCACGGCUGGUAGGCCACGCGCCAAUCCAGCUCAAUCAUACAUCCACCCGGCUCGUCCAGACGAUGGCCUGCAUUUCAAGCCGUGGAGGCACAGAGAGACAGACAGAGACACACAUGUAUCUGUUAGUUACAUGCAUGUGAGCUUUGUUGGCUGGUUUGUGUACCGCAGUUGGGGCAGUCCCGUGGAGCGCAGAAUCCAUCCACACCCUGCACGCUGCACUCGCUCUCCGAUGUGGCCGUGGGGUUCCAGUUGCACACCUUGGGCUCGAGGCACUCCGCCUCCGUUAUCUCAACCUGACGCACAGACGAGUAAGACCCAGUAGAAACCGACUCUCUCCCUAUCUCUCUCCCUAUCUCUCUCCCUCUCCCCUCUCUCUCUCUCUCCCUCUCUCCCUCUCUCUCUCUCUCUGUGUGUGUGUGUGUGUGUGUGUUGUGUCCAAGCUGUGACGCACCUCCCAGUCAUUGACGUGCUCUCCUGUGGCCUCGCGGAGCUCUUCGGCCUUUUUCUGCCUCACCUCCCACUCGCGAGGCCCCUCGCACCUCGUCUCGCCGUACAGCUCAUACAGCUUCUGCCCGAUGGUAUCAAUCGAAGACGACGGAGGCAGACCCAGGUUGGCCCUAAACAGCAGGCAAGCAAGCGAGACAUGUCUGUCUGUGGGCACAGCUGUGUGUGGUGGAUGCCUUACGCGAAGAAGAGUUUGAUUUUGGGGUCGCUGACGGAGUCGAGCAUGCACCAGGUCAGGUACUUGGGGAUCUCCAGCAGCUUUACCUCGCAGAACUUGGUCUCACUGCACAAAACAAAAACACACCAACCGAUCAACCCCCCCUGCACCAGCCUAUCGUCUCUGUCUGUGUGUUUCUCACCUGUCCGAUGAGUCCAAUGAGUCCGAGGAGGUGUCACUGGAUGACGAUGAUGAUGAUGAAGUGGAGACGGCCUCGCACUUGAGGUCGCCGACACAGUCUUCGUCGUUCUCGCAGGACGGACCCACAAUGGACCGCGCCUCCUCGUUCCAUUGGCCUCGGGUGAUACCUGCAGACAGCCAGACUCAUUUCGUGCGUGCGUGUGCUCGUGUGUGUGUGUGUGUGUGUGUCCUACUUGUGCAGUUCUCCACUCUGCCCCACACGUCGCCAGUCAGCUCCUCAAACUCAACACUAAGUAGGCCAGCAAACAUGACAGUCGUUGCUGCAGUGACCUUAACCUUUGUGGGCAGGUGGUUGGCUCUUACAGUGUCUCGUAGCACUUGCCGAUGGACUCCUGUUGGCUAACGAAGCUCUUGGCAGCGUCGGCUGCAGCAGCAGACAGGGCACCCUGCGCACACGGCGGAGAGAGCAACAACAAGGUCGAUGUCAUUCAUGCCUUUUGCGUCACUCUGUCGAGAUACCGUGGUCUGUCCGGCGCUGUUCUUGUCGGCGGCGCACAGGAGGCCGAUCUUCUCAGCGUUAAUGCCGUCGACGACGGUGGACACGAUGGUCUUGUUCUGCACCGCGCAGCAGCGAUCCUCGAUCCAGGGGUUGCAGCACGGGUCGCUCCAGAAAGCAUCGCCAUCAUCAUGGCCUGACACGAACACACCACACCGUCAACAAAACAGGACAGGCAACAGCAUAAUCUGAUGCCUCUUGCUUUUCCCCUUCUUGACUGCUCCAUGUGUCUGUCGCUGGCUCGGCUGAAUGUCUGUCUUUGUUUUCAUUACUCACUUUUGUCGCAUGCAUCGGUGAGUCUGGACUCUGUGACAUCCUUGAAGGUCAGGAAGCCCUUCAUCAACGCCAGACAGCCGUUCCACGCAUCCUUGGCAGUCAACGCGAAAAUGUCUGCACACAAACAGACAUACAGACAUGUACCAAUCAGGACGGAUGGAUGGAUGGAUGGAUGGACGUGUGCACAGUCCCUCUCUCUCUCUGCCGGCCUGCCUACCCUCGAGAGCCGUGUGCACGCGGCACUCUCUCUCCUCCCUGGCAUAUCUGCAGCGAUCAGUCUCGGAUGUUGAUGCCGUGGUUGAGUCGGUCGUCGCCGAAGUGAUGUCAGUGGCGGUCUGCAGCCGGCGGCCGUAGAAGACGCUCUCGGCCUUCUCGGAGGGCGCCGGGUAUGCCGUCUGUGACGAGGGGUCGCCGAAGGGCCCAUUGAGGUAGAAGGAAGACAGCGAGGCCGUGUUUUGGGUGAGGUCGCAGUUCUCGGUGAUCUGGGAGGCUUCUUUGAUGUCGUCCAGACGCGUGUUGAGCUCGGCCUGCACGGCCUCGAAUUCCUUUCGGUCGCACAGGUUGAAGGUCUCCAGCACUUUGGCAGCGCUACCUGCACACAGAGGGGACCAACACCAGGGACCAGCCAGCCUGGUGAGAUCUCUCUACUCCAUCUGUGUCGUGUGUCGGAUACUGACCGCUCUGUUCAGCGAUGGCCGCUUUAUCAUCAUCACCUAUGACGUUGGGCAUGACCUUGCAGCCCUUGAACUCACUCACACUGGGACCCACCACGUUCGGCACACCGUUCUCUGUGAGAUGAUCGACACGCUGGAAGUGGAUGGAUGUGAGCAGCGGGUGGGUGGGGCUCACUCACCGAUGACUUUGGUGAGGACCAGGAUGGCGGUUGCAUCCUCCCUGUACUUGUUCUGCAGCUCCUGGCCAAUCUUAUGGUCUUCGUAGCGACGCAGCAUGAUCUGACGCCUGCAACACACACAUGAUGCGAUGCCGGUGCGAAUGGAAGCGGCUCCUGCAGCAGUAGACUGACCAGUAGAAGCCAAUGUUGUCAGUAAAGGACGGGACGACGAAUUGAGGAGGCACUUUCUUGGUCUUGGUUGCUGACGGACACACCACCUGCACACACACAUAAGGCAGUGUAGCCCCGCCAAGACAUGAGCCCUGCCCUUCUCGGUGCCUACCACAGGCUUCACAAAGGAGGGGUUGACGUGGCCGCCGUAGCCGAAAAUGAGGGAAAGGUCGCGUGCGUGGUAUGUGCUGGAACUGCCGUCCGUCGCCGUCUUCUUGUUGCCGGUGAGCAGGCCUUCUGGGGUGGUCCUUGUGCCCUCCCCAUGGCACUCACACCUAGCGAAGGGCCGGUCCCAGUGCCGACGGGGGUCGUAGUGUUCUGGGCAGCAGUCCUCUGGGCAGUCCAUGCAACCACACUGACCUGCAACACCAGCAGGGGUUGGGGGGUAUCGACCCCCGAUCACGGCACAAGUUGAUGAAGUUCCAAUGCCCCGCCGCUUCCCUCCAACCCCUCACCGUCAGGAGUGCAUCCGUAGAAGUUCUCGCACUGCUCAUACUCAAUAUCCUGGUCGUACUCGAGCUCAACCUGCAGGUACUCGAGCACCAAGUCGCCCGCAUCGUUCUCAAAACGGGCCUCCCCACACCCUCCCGGCGAGCGGAGCAUGGUCAUGGUGCGGGGGGAAACACGGAACUUCUUGACGUCGAGGGAAGAGACCCUUGACAGGAGCAGACACAGCCCCAACAUGGUCAGGGCGACGGGCGUGGGACACUUCAU
Messenger RNA from Vitrella brassicaformis, 11357 nucleotides. The record is from the annotation of a GenBank genome assembly. Lineage: Eukaryota; Vitrellaceae.